AUGGCGGCGUCAAUGCGACUUGUAUCUGCUGAAGCAUCCUCGUCCACAGCUAAAGCACCAGCGGCCCCUUCAUCAUGCGGCUGCGAUCCACCAGCAGACUCUUAUGGCACAGUAAAGAACCCUCAAAAUGGUCCCUCUCAAGCCGACAUUGACGCCUGCGCCGAACUUCCCAUCCUAGACGUAAACGGCAAAUCAUAUCCAUUCAGGUCACUUUACACUGGCUCAGAGAAAGCCUCACAACAGCUCAUUAUCUUCGUCCGACACUUCUUCUGCGGUAACUGCCAAGACUAUAUCCGCGCCGUCAGCCACGCCAUCACCCCCGACGCGCUAUCCCACCUUUCUCCCCCCGCAGCAAUCACCAUAAUUAGCUGCGGCGACCCCUCAUUAAUCCCAAAGUACACCGCCACGACAUCCUGCCCCUACCCCAUCUUCACCGACCCGACGCGCAAAAUCUACGAGACGCUCGGUAUGAUACGCACGCUCGACCUCGGACCCACCACCCCGUCGUAUAUGCAGUCAUCCCUGCUCGGCGUGGUGGUGGGCAGUUUCUGGCAGGCGCUCAGCAGCGGGAGAAGUGCGCUAAAGGGCGGAGAUUUUUCGCAGGUGGGCGGUGAGGUGGUUGUACGGAACGGGAAGGUGGUGUGGGGGAGGAGGAUGAGGAAUACGAGGGACCAUGCGGAGAUUGCGGAACUGAGGAGGGUGUUGAGGUUGCCUGGAGAUGCGGAGGAGAGGGUAAGGAGGAGCAGCAGUAUUCGUGAUGUGGUGAGGCGGAGCUCGAGUUGGGCGAGGAGGAGUAGCGCUGGCAGGGGUUCUAGGCGGAGUAGUAGCGGGAGUCCGCUGAGGAAGAAGCAGGCGGAAGUAGAACCUGUGUCGAAGGGCGAUGGUACGAUUUUAAAUAGGAGAGCUGCGCCGACAGGCACUGGUGCAGAGUUGUGA
Messenger RNA from Coniosporium apollinis CBS 100218, 936 nucleotides. RefSeq lists its product as uncharacterized. The record is from RefSeq and is a predicted model, not a curated record. The transcript is spliced from 2 exons. The coding region runs from base 1 to 936 and encodes 311 amino acids. Lineage: Eukaryota; Fungi; Ascomycota; Dothideomycetes.